This is a messenger RNA of Meleagris gallopavo (turkey), 6120 nucleotides long. The record is from RefSeq and is a predicted model, not a curated record. NCBI's taxonomy places the organism in Eukaryota, Metazoa, Chordata, Aves, Galliformes, Phasianidae.
AUUUCCCCGACGCUCGACUGUUAACCUCUUUGCGUUACGUUGAGGGUCCGUUUGAGUAUCGAUGGUUUGAUUCCAAACGCCUCGCGAGACGAACUUGUUAUUCCCGUUAAAGAGAGAAUAUGAAAGAGGAGCCAAAAUGACAUCCCGAUUUGGAAAGACCUACAGCCGGAAAGGGGGAAACGGCAGUUCCAAGUUUGACGAAGUAUUUUCCAACAAACGGACCACCCUUAGCACGAAAUGGGGAGAAACCACCUUCAUGGCCAAAUUAGGACAGAAGAGGCCCAGUGUCAAAACAGACAUUUCCGAAGUUCCUAAAAAACCCCGAGUUGAAGAUGAGAUAACGGAGGAUCCGUUUGGGUUUGACAGUGAUGAAGAAUCUCUUCCCGUGUCUUCAAAGAAUGUGGCACAGGGUAAAAGCUCCUCCCAGCUGGACCCAAAUGAAGCUGCUCAGUCUGAGGACUUUGCUUCUCUACUUGAAGCCAACAGCAAAAGUAAUCAGCCAGACGGUGGAGAAAACACUGCAUCCAGCAAGCAAAUACCUGUUGACAGUACUGCUCCUCCUUUAAAAGAAAAGAGCACAAGCAAAAAUGUGGAAGAUGGAGAAUGCAAAGGCAGCAGUGCUAAACCCGCAUUUGCAGAUAAAAUGCAGAAUUUGAAUGAAGAUGAUGAGAAGAACAGUCAUUUCAUCUUUGAGACUGCUGAAGACAGUAACAAAACAAAUGCUGAGACUAUGGACACUUCUGGAUACAAAAUUGAAGCCAAGGACUUGCCUGAUUCUUGGGACUCCCAUGCUGGAAAACCAACAGACUCUGUAUCAGAAGCAUCUCAGACGAAGGGGCCUUUAAGAACUCACUUGUAUGAAUGGGACGAUGAACCUGAAGACUCCAGAACUGGAGAGUACGUAUUAGAUUUUGACAGUGAGCAUCUCUCAGAGAUGAAGAGCAAGGAUGAGGAGGGUGAUAAAGAAGAUACAGAAAAUCCAAAGGAAACCAUUUGUGAAGAACUUGUGCAAACUAUUCCUAGGCCAAGCAACUGUAGGACAUACUGUAGAUCCAACAAAGCAAAACAACAGGGGGCAACAAACUUUGACAAGCUAAUGGAUGGCACUAGCCAGUCUUUAUCCAAAGCAAACAAUGAGUCAAAUAACGAUGGUCUGAACCCAGCAAAAAAAGCUUCUUUAAGUAGUGGGACCAGUUACAGAGGGACGGUUGGACGGACUAGAGACUACACUGUUCUACAUCCAUCUUGCUUGUCAGUUUGUAAUGUUACUAUACAGGAUACCAUGGAACGAAUUGACGAAUUUACCACAGCAACCCCUACUGACUUGGGAGAAGCUGGACGUUUAAGAAAAAAAGCAGACAUUGCUACUACAAAGACUACAACCAGGUUUCGACCAAGCAAUACCAAAUCCAAAAAGGAUGUCAAAUUAGAGUUUUUUGGGUUUGAUGAUCAAGAUGAGGGAGAGGGAGAUGAAGGUGCCUCUAGAAGUUCUGGGAGUUCCAAUUACAAAAUUAAGUACUUUGGGUUUGAUGACUUGAGUGAAAGUGAGGAUGAAGAUGAAGAGUGGCAGAUAGCGGAAAGGAAAGCUAACAAAAAAAGAACUAGAGCUGCACCGUCACCCUCACUACAGCCAACUUCUGACAGCAAUGAAAACUGUUCCCAGGAUAAUCAGGUCAAUACUAACACAGAUCUUCUGGAGUUUUCAGAGGAUGCAUCUGGUGUGCCUGAAGGCAAUAAAAAAUCCACAAAUAAACAAGGUGAUAAAUCCAAGGAAAACACCAGGAAGAUUUUUAGUGGGCCAAAGCGGUCUCCCACAAAAGCUGUAUAUAAUGCUAGACACUGGAACCAGCCGGAAUCAGAGGUUCUGCCAGCACCACCGGUUUUGAAAACUCCCAGUGUCCCAGUAAGGCUAUCUUCAAAGGAGGCAAUUCAUAAAGAUGAUGGAGUUUUUAAGGCUCCUGCACCACCUCCCAAAGUGAUUAAAACUGUGACAAUACCUACUCAGCCCUAUCAAGAGAUAGUAACUGCAUUGAAAUGUAGGAAAGAAGACAAAGAAUUAUACACUGUUGUUCAGCAUGUAAAGCACUUCAAUGAUGUAGUGGAAUUUGGUGAAAACCAAGAGUUCACAGAUGAUAUUGAGUACUUGCUAAGUGGAUUGAAGAGCAAUCAGCCCCUAAACACACGUUGCCUUAGUGUAAUCAGCUUGGCGACCAAGUGCGCCAUGCCCAGCUUCCGGAUGCAUCUGAGAGCACAUGGGAUGGUAGCCAUGGUUUUCAAAACACUGGAUGAUUCCCAGCACCAUCAGAAUUUGUCCCUUUGUACAGCAGCUCUAAUGUACAUCUUGAGUAGGGAUCGUUUGAACAUGGAUCUAGACAGAGCUAGUUUAGAUCUGAUGAUACGGCUGUUGGAAUUGGAACAAGAUGCUUCUUCUGCCAAGCUGCUGAAUGAGAAAGACAUGAAUAAAAUUAAGGAAAAGAUUCGGAGACUGUGUGAAACUGUUCACAAUAAACAUCUUGAUCUCGAAAACAUCACGACCGGGCAUCUGGCGAUGGAAACGUUACUGUCUCUCACCUCAAAGCGAGCUGGGGACUGGUUUAAAGAAGAACUGCGACUCCUAGGUGGUCUUGAUCAUAUUGUAGAUAAAGUUAAAGAAUGUGUGGAUCACCUUAGCAGCGAUGAAAACGAAGAGAAAUUAGUUGCUUCCUUAUGGGGUGCAGAAAGAUGUUUACGGGUCUUAGAAAGUGUAACUGUGCAUAAUCCAGAAAAUCAGAGCUACCUGAUAGCAUACAAAGACUCACAACUCAUAGUCUCCUCAGCUAAAGCAUUGCAGCAUUGUGAGGAAUUAAUCCAGAGAUAUAAUCGUGCUGAAGACAGUAUCUGUUUGCCAGACAAUAAGCCUCUGCCUCAACAGAAUGUAACUAACCAUGUGGGUAAAGCAGUGGAAGACUGCAUGAGGGCCAUCAUUGGUGUCUUGCUCAACCUAACAAAUGAUAAUGAAUGGGGUAGUACGAAAACAGGUGAACAAGAUGGUCUGAUAGGCACGGCAAUGAAUUGUGUGCUUCAUGUUCCGAAGUUCCUACCUCAAGAACAGAGAUUUGAUAUUCGGGUGCUGGGACUGGGUCUGCUGAUCAAUCUAGUAGAAUACAGUGCUCGGAACAGGCACUGUCUUGUCAAUAUGGAAACAUCGUGUUCUUUUGACUCAUUCUGUACGGGAGAAGGAGACGAUAGCCUAAAGAUAACUGGACAGAUUGAUGCUGUUCAGGCUUUAGUGCAGCUAUUUCUUGAGCGUGAGAGAGCGGCACAGCUGGCUGAGAGCCAGACAGAUAAACUGAUUAAAGAAGCUCCUACUGCUCAGCAUGAUAAGAGUGGAGAGUGGCAAGAAACAAGUGGGGAAAUACAGUGGGUCUCCACAGAAAAGUCAGAUAGUACUGAAGAGAAAGAUAAGAAGGAAGAAGAUGAUGAAGAACUUGAUCUUAAUAAAGCUCUUCAGCAUGCUGGGAAGCACAUGGAAGACUGCAUUGUGGCCUCGUACACAGCAUUGCUUCUAGGCUGUCUCUGCCAAGAGAGUCCUAUCAACGUGACUACUGUGAGGGAAUACUUACCUGAAGGAGAUUUCUCAAUAAUGACUGAAAUGCUCAAAAAAUUUCUCAGUUUUAUGAAUCUUACCUGUGCUGUUGGAACAACAGGCCAGAAAUCCAUCUCUAGGGUGAUUGAAUACUUGGAACACUGCUAGAUACUUAACUUCCGCUGCAAGCACUCUAAUGCUGGAGCUACCCUUAGACAAAAGAAGUCAUGAAAGAAGUCCUUGAAGGAUAUACCAAGAGCAUUCAUCUAUGUCAUUCGUGUUCGGAUUUUUAAGGCUACCUGGUCUCUUAACCAUGCAUUCAGCAUUUUCUAAAAGACAGUUACUACAUCAAUCUGCAACUAUCAAAAAUGAGGGGAAAAAGGUUCUGAGGAAAGUAAAUAAAGAAACCAUGCUGUUUAUGAUGCAGUGCAGUAUUUAAAUAUUUUUGGCAGGGUUUAUCCUCCCUAUCUUUUUUCUUGCUUUGUUCGUGACCAGUUUCAAGGGGAAAACUUGCUGCUGAUAGUGCAACUGCUGUUUACUGUUGAGCCACUGUUUCAUGCCAGCCAGGUGCAAAGGCAGCUUAGCUACUGAGGUAUCAAAUGUUCUAAUAAAGAAGUUCUGGACAGCAGCACCGCUCCUAUUUGAGUUUAAUUUGCUCUUGCUUUUUUAUUACUAGAUUAUUCCAAAAUCGUAAAAUAUAAAUUUUUAAAUACUUUUGUGAUUUUAACUACUGUCUAUAUUUAAAAUUUGUUGGAAUCCAAAGAGGUGAGGAUUGGAUAGUUUAUUUUUUAUACUGUUUUGAUUGAAAUUAGGUUGUUGAACUAUUUCUCAGUUCUAAAACUGUCAUGGCCCAUGUACUGUAAACUGAUAAGACCAUAACACUUUGUAAUUCCAAGAUGCAUGCAAACCCAUAAAUACAUAAAGCCAUUUGAGAGGGUAUGUUAUCCACAGAAGAAAUAAAAAUUGUGCCCUGUUUAAGGAAAAAAAAAAGAAAGGGGUGGGGUGGGGUGGGGGGUGGGAGGAAAGUUAUUCAUUCCCAGGGCAGUUUACACUUCUAAUAAGCAAAAACUUUGAAAUGCUGUUUAGAUUUGUUUGAAAGAAGCGCUCAAGAUGUAUUUUAUAAUGCUUGAUACAAAGAAUUUGGAUGUUGUAGGGGGAAGAAUUUUGAAGAGGCUAAAACACCAAUGGGGAUUAAUGUUUCCAGCUGACAUAAUCUUUCUAUUUCAUCCUUCUGUAGUAUGUCAAAGUUUAAAUGCAUACAACACAAAGCCUUAAAUUGCUGAUAUAGCUAAGAUUUUGUUCAGUCUGAGGUCUAGUUCACAGCAAAGCAUUGUGUUUGAAGACUUAAAUGGAACAAGAAAUCCCAGAAAAUACAUUACUUGUUUCUUUAAUAUUUUUUUCUUGCACUCGUUAUUCAGACCAACAGAAUUGGUAAUUAUUUUUAUUAAGCUGGUCUUGAAUAUUUGCAGACUGUUCUGAGAUCUGCUUCAUCACAUUUUUAAAUACCUGUAUAGAUAGUUAAAUCAUGUUAUUCCAUUGAAUUUGUAAAACUUGAAGCCAUAAAAAUAUUAGUUCUAUGUAUAAUGAGGGGGAAGUAACAGGAAAUCUAACCUGCUUUUAGAUCUUGUUAUCUCCAUGUAUAAAGUUACAAACUUGUGCUUUUGUAUCAGUGCCAGCUGUAAAUUUUUUACAUACAGUGGCUGCCUUCUAUGUCUUCCUAUUUUUGAUAAUGCAGAUUGUUGAGAAUUCUGUAAGGAAGUAACUGAUUAGCGGCAAAAUUCCUAUGUUGGUCAUACUUUUUGCGUUUUCUCUCAUCACCUUCUAAAACUUAGCAUAUCAGUGUAACUCAGAAAAGUUUUUGAGGUUGUGUUCCCUUUGCUUAAAAACAAAACUGAAACUCAACAACUCAGUAUUGAGAGACAAAAGCUGUAUGUAAACCAUCUGUAUCAAGAGGAAACUAUUGAAUGUUUUGUCUGCCUGUCCUCCUGAUUUAAGACCUUUUCACUUGAAGUGGGAUUUCAAAAUGAUUAUAGAGCUUCUGUGGGGCGAUGGCAAGAGACAAUGCAGUGAUGAAGGGGAAAUCAGGGACAACUACCUUUCUUUGUUACACUGGUAAUUGUUUGGGAAUUGGUUUACCUCAGUGUUUAACAGUUUUUUUUAAAUGUAACUAAUUGUCAAGCACUGACAAAUGCAGAUUUUUUUUUUUCUUUGAGGGUGGGGGGAGAAAUCACCCUGUGAACUGCAGUGCAUUUUUGUGUGUUAGACCCUCAAAUAACUCUGCAUUAAAGGGUACUUGAGGCCAACUUGCAAAUUAAAGUUUUAAAGUAACUUUUUUUCCAUUGUAAAUAUUUGUGUAAAUAAUCUCAAUUGGAAAUUAGAACAGUAGAGUACUUUUCUGAAUCCAAUCCUAUUUUUAUUUUAUACAGUAUUUCUCAGCUGUGAUCUUUGGAGCAAAAGCCAACGGCAGGAAAAAUAGUUUGUACCAGUUUCAUGAAGUAUGUCUUUGGGUUUUUGUAAAUAAUUUUAACUCAAAUAAAAUUGCUACUUUCAAUACA